UUGCUGUUGUACACAGGUCUUUACGAACACGGAUUGGCAGUAAAAACAAAGCAGAUCAGACAGAGAAACAUACCUUUUCACGCUUCUCUUUCUUGGAGCGUCGAACAUUUCCAGUAGGUAUAUCUGGAAAGAGACAGAGUACAGCAAGAUCUGUGAAUGCGUCGCAGCUGUCUCUUUUCCGAGAACCUUGAGGUCGUAAGCAAAUCAACCAAUCAUAGGCCAGCAUUAGCUUAAAUUUGUUAGCAAGAAUAUAAUGCGCAACGGCCUUGAUCGGCACGUCGAGUGAUUUCGCGAAGAGAAGAAAAAGUUCCGCGACAGCGGCUAAAAGAGAAAAAAAUUCGACUUUAUUAAUAAUUUACUUCUAAAAAAACAGAAAAUUGGUCGCGAACUAGAUUUCGAGCAUCAGAGCUUUAAUGAUUUUUCGGUUUGUCACACUGGUUUAUAUUGUAAUCGCACCUUCUUCCGCCAGAUGUCUUCACGAUGUUUCCUCGGGAUGAGUGCUCGCCGACAUUGCCGACUGAACGGAGCGAAUUUUAGCGUUCGGUUCGCGCGGUUGUUGGUCGAUAUCGGGAGCUCGUAAACGCAGAAAAAGCACGGCGACGAUGACAGAGUGGAUGCGCGUUGGGCAGCGUCGGGUGACGUUUUGAAGUCGCGAGUGCUCGUUCGAUAAUAUACGCGUCUCGUACUCGUGUAUUUGCGACAGUACGCGACGUUUGGUCGUCGUCGCGCAGCGAACUGGAGAAUAUAUCCCCGUGUUUCCGCGGAAAAGAGACACGACGUGUGAUUUACUCCAAUUGGGAAAGGAAGCGACACGAGGGUGCUGUGCGAAAGAUCACAGCCCCGGUUCACCCCCCGGUUUAGGGACGUGUCGCGUGUGCGUGCGUGCGCGCGAGUGAUAUGCCGGGCCGGCAUCCCGUAGCCCGGCGAUACACGACAUUGUUCGUCUGAUGCAAUUGAUUCUUUUUUCACCUGACGCCCUGAGAGUCGAGCUCGCUCGUUGUCGUCGUCCGCUACUAUGUGCAUCACGCAUUAAUAGCGCGUAAUCGCCAUUCUUGCAAGCAUGUAUGCGCUGCAGAUACAAACCGCCUGCCAGGGCGAGAGCACUGGCGAACCUGAUGAUUCCAGCAGUCCCCAUCAGGAACCAGCGCGACCUGCUACGCAGGAUUGCAGUUCCUUCGACAUCGUCAGAGCCACACAGUACGGUUCGUUGGAACGAGUAACGGAGCUAGUGGAAGCCGGUGCCGAUGUGAAUCAGCCGGACUCGGAAACUGUGACACUGCUGCAUUGGGCCGCCAUAAACAAUCGCAAAGAUAUCGUUAAAUAUCUCAUCGCAAAGGGAGCUGAAGUCGAUGCUAUCGGCGGUGAAUUAGCUUCCACACCAUUGCAUUGGGCUACAAGACAAGGUUAUCUCGCCACGGUUGUGAUAUUGAUGAGGGCAGGUGCCGAUCCGACGCUGAAGGAUAACGAAGGAUUCUCAUGUAUACAUCUGGCAGCACAAUUCGGCCAUACGGCCAUCGUCGCUUAUUUGGUAGCAAAAGGAGUGAGUCCGAAUACUCCUGACAAAAACAGCAUGACGCCGCUUAUGUGGAGUGCUUAUAAAGUUAACAGUCUUUCUUUUUACAGUUUAGAUCCGACGCGACUGUUGUUGACUCUAGGUGCGUCGCAUUCGUACACCGAUGCCAUGUACGGUAACACAGCCCUGCAUUGGGCCAUCGUUGCAAAAAACAACACAGCGAUAUCCACGUUGGUGCAACACGGGGCUUCGUUAGACGUGCCCAAUUUCCGAAACGAGACGCCAAUGACACUUCUCGGCCCGCAUAUCGGUGCCGCAUGGCUAGGUUCUAGAAUCAGUCAGGAGAUUAGAGAGAAGCAAGGUCGCACGAGAACAUGGUGUAGAGAUAAGAGAAUCCGCUGGUAUUGUAUGGUGAUUACACCGUUCGUAGCGUUCUAUGUGAUUGGCAUGGUUCUGCAGAGUGGAUGGGAUUAUUUACUAAAACUAGGUGCCUUCUUCAUAUUUUACGUAGCAGUGUAUCUAAUGAACCAUUUCGUGUUCGACGAACGGUUAUUUCAUGUCUUACCGAUGUCAAUUUAUUUGGCAACCAAGAUGUGGAUAUAUAUCACAUGGAUAUUUUGGUUGGGUAUCCAUGCAGCGUGGUAUCUAUGGUUGUUGUUAGUCGGAGGAUCCGUUCCUCUCUGGAUAUGUUUCUUGCAGUCUUGGCGCGGUGAUCCCGGAGUUAUUACAGCUACUCACGAAGACAAAUUAAAUACAAUAAUUGAAUUGGCCGAAUCAGGUGGUUUUGAGCCACAAUGGUUUUGCAGUAGUUGUUUGGUCAGAAGACCUAUGAGAUCUAAACACUGCUCCACAUGUGAUCGUUGUAUAGCACGAUUCGAUCAUCAUUGUCCGUGGGUUAACAACUGUAUUGGUGCGCAUAAUCACAAGUAUUUUCUUGGAUUUCUUGCAUCUUUGCUGGGAUUGUGUAUGGUCAUUUUAUCUGCCAGUGUGCAGUAUUGGCAAUUUGAAUGUUGGUCGAACUUGACAAACGGUCAUAGCGCGGAUACCUAUUUGGUAGCUGCGGCUACGUGCGACGCUUGGGUGAUGUGGGUGGCGGCCAACACGUCCCUUCAUUCCUUCUGGGUCGGGACUCUAUUGGCGUGUCAGUGUUAUCAGAUUAUGGUGUUGGGAAUGACGACGAACGAACGAAUGAAUGCCGGCCGUUACAAACAUUUCAAACAAGGAAAUCCGUUUCACCGCGGUGCACUGCAGAAUUUUGCCGAUUUCUGUAAUUUUAGUUUUUGCGGGGUGAAGGCAAAACCUAGCUCAGAUUGGUUGCACAGUUUUGAUCUCAAACAAAGCAUCGAGAAGUUACCUUUGCUCGCGCAGAAAGACAAUUUUCAGUACGUUUAGAAUCUUUUGUAAGAACAUUGCAACAACGGGGACUAUGCAUGUUGCUGUCGCGGUCGUAAGAGGCUAAAUUGUACACACACGUCAUAUCACUUGCGUCUGAUGUUCGCUUGGUUUCUAUCUAAAACUUGCCGCGAACGUGUAAGUGACUUCCCAAGUAUGGCAGUAAUUGUGCAUAUAUAGACGCGAUUUUAGUCAAAUUACACUACGGUAAUUCUGAAUAACAAUUCUUCAACUUCAACAGUAUGAAGAGCUGUUAAAAUCUUAUGAUCGUACAUAUCCUGUACUUCACUUAAAGAUAGCUAUGAACGACGAUAUUAAACGGUGCACAAAUAUUUUAAUUCAUCACAGUUGACUCUUUGUUGCUCGGAUUAUUUGGCAAAACUUCAAAACUCUUUCUCUUGUGUUCCUAAUAAAUAAGUUAAAUAUACACAGAAAUCUCUGUAUUUUCGAAACUAUAAAAAAUAUAAGAAAAAACAAGUUUCGAUAUUGUGCAAUAUUGAUGUCGUAAAUUUUUUUAAAUAAAAAGACCCAGUCUCUGUAAUCUGAGAGUUGAGCACAAUAGAAGGUCAAUUAAUAUGAUUUUUUUUAGUGAUGAUUUUAAUUACGCAUUUAAUUACGCAAUUGUUUCUGUAUAUUUUUAGCACUAAGAUGUCUUUACCUGAUUACAAAAGUGCGUUUUGUAAAUAUUAUUUUGUUUAACAUGUACAUUAAUGCGUUUAAUAAUUUCACAUUUAAAGUCUGUGGCACACGAUGUUUUUUUUCAUGCUAGAUUGCACUAGAAGUAAUUAAUCGUGAUUCACACAAAAGAGUUGUCAUAUCGUGAUGCUUGCAUGCGAUAUAACACGAAAAGAAACAUUGUGUAUCCGAAGGCUUAAUUUCAAUAUCGCAAUCCACAGCAAGCACUUGGAGCUUGAAAGUAUAUGCUGUUCAGUAAAUAAAUUUAUAAACUAAAGCUCUAAUACCUCUUUAAUUAACACACAUACACAAACACUAUAUAAAAAGUUAUACUACUGUAUCAUUAUUUUUUCAUCACAAGUAACAAUAUAAGUAAAGUUUGAUGUGAUGGUGUGUAUUAUCAAAACGAUAAAUCCUCGCGAUAAAUUCACAUAAUAAUUCGCAAUUUUAAAUUUAAAAUACAUAUUUAUGUAAUAAUUACACAUAUAUUUAUUUAAUAAUCUUGAAAGUUCUUCAACACGCGAGAGAUUCAAAUUCAUAUAAAGCGUGCAAAUAAACUGAAUAAAGAGUGAUGUGGCCUAUAUGAUAUCUACAAAUGUAUAAAAAUUUAUGCAAACUAGAAUGUAUAAGAGAAAAUCAAAUGCUGUGCAGUAGAAUUAUAGCUGAGAGCAAAUAUUGCGUAACAGCUGUUUAUACAGUUUAGUCUAUUGUUCAUAUUUGUAUAAGAGAUUUUACCUGACUUAAGUGCCAUGUUAUGCUUCUUGGAAUGCAUUUAUAUGUGUGUACUCAACAUUAGAAGAUUUUGUUGAGAUCAACUCUAUUUGCAUCAGUUAUUGUUACGAUUAAAGUAUAUCGUAAUGAUGUACACACUCUCUUGCGGUCACAAAUCAAUAUUAUAAAUUAUAUGUAAUAUUUAUUUAAGAGGACUGUUAUAUCUCAUAUAUGAGAUAUAUCGAAUGUAUAUCUUAAGAAACAGUUAAGUUAUAAAAAAUUGCUUUUUAUAUGUUAAGCGAAGCGUUAAAUCUAAAAUAUAUUGUUACAGCGGGAAGAGGAGAAAAGACGGAAACAAAAAAAUGAUUUAAUGCGACUAAUCGCAUCAAGUAGUACGCUUUGUUUGUAUGUUUCCUAUUAUCUUCGAAUUAAUAAUUUUUUCAAAUUAUAUGUGUACAAAUAUCAGUGCAGAAAAAUUUAUAAAUCAAUGCUUGUACAUUCCAAAAUUAAUGACGACAUUUUAUAACGAAAAUGUUGUAGAUAAUGUCAAUUUUGUAUAAAAUUCUUAUGAAAACUUUUUCGAUUACGACGAAUAAGGUAAUUGAUGAUAAAAUAUUGCAAGUUUAAUAAUUUUUUAGAUGCACUCACACAGAAAUGGUCUUUCUAUAACAAAAAUAUUGAAAUUGUUACAUAGAACUCGUAAACUACAGAAGAAUAAAUUAUGAAAAUUUUUAAAUUUUAUUGAAAAUGAAAGAAAUGAUAUUAAAUUCGCAUAGUAAUUUCCGUGAGUGUGUAAACGCGCCAAUUGAACAAAGAUUAAAUAUUUUGCAUAAUUUAGUUUUGAUUUGACGAUUAAUGUGAACAAUGCGAUAUAUACAUAGUUUUAUCAUGUAUAGGAUCGUUCCGUUUAUACACGCAACUAUGUACUAAGUGAGCUCGCAGUGCGUUUUAUGACAAGAGAUUAUUUCAAUAUGCUGCUCAUUUAACUGUUAUAUAUUUGAUUUGACCUGUUUGUAAAUACUUAUAAAACUUUAGUUCAAUAUAUCGUAGAAUUUGUAGAGAACAAGAACUUGUAGGAAUCAUGUCUCUUCAAAAUCAUCGAUACAUGUUUUUAACUUUAAGUUCGAUUUAUCUUUAAUUUUUUUUCAUAUGAUUACUUUUUUGUACACAACGACAAAGGGACGGUUUGUGUAUGUGAAUUGUGUAUGAAAAACAUACAGAUAAUUUUAAUAUGAGGAUAUAUCUUAAAAAAAUAUAUAAUAAUUACACAAUUACUGCAAAACAAGUACUCCAUGUCAAUGUUGUUAGCACAGA
Molecule: messenger RNA, 5605 nt
Organism: Pseudomyrmex gracilis
Lineage: Eukaryota; Metazoa; Arthropoda; Insecta; Hymenoptera; Formicidae
Gene: Hip14
Product: palmitoyltransferase Hip14
Exons: 10
Coding region: 1061-2905 (614 amino acids)
Biological process (GO): protein palmitoylation
Cellular component (GO): Golgi membrane
Molecular function (GO): palmitoyltransferase activity; protein binding
Source: RefSeq, a predicted model, not a curated record